GGCAGGCUGAGCUUGUAAAAGAACCAUGACGCUCCAAGCUCCUCGCACGUCAGAGUUCACCUUUCAGUCUGCGGUACACAGCGCUCACGUUCUCCAGUGUCUGAACGAGCAGCGGGAGCAGGACGUCUUGUGCGAUGUGACGGUGGUGGUGGAAGACCAGAGCUUUCGGGCCCAUUGCUCCGUCUUGGCUUCUUGCAGCGAAUACUUUAACAGCAGGGUCGCCGGUGUCACCAGACAGAAUCCCAUCAUCACCUUGCCUGAUGAGGUGACCGUGAAGGGGUUUGAACCUUUGCUUCAAUUUGCCUACACAUCAAAGCUGCUUUUCACCAAAGAAAACAUUCACGCUAUUCACAGCAGUGCUGCGUUUUUAGGAUUUCACGACUUGGAGUCAGCAUGCUUUGAUUUCCUCAUCCCAAAAUUUUCUGAGGGCAAAAGCACCUCCCAGGAGGUCAGGCAUAGAGUCUGUUGUCGGAGCCGGGAACCCAGCGCCGGUUUUGGCACUAGUGUAGAGACUAGCCAACCAGAAUCAUUUGAGUCUCACAGCUCAGUGCCUUUAGGAGAGGAUGAACAAACAGACUUCCCAUCACAGUGUCCUCAGAACACACCGGGUCAGGCUGACGGCAGGGAGGAACACUUCUGUUUGGAGAGCUGUGGGCCACAAAUGGCCCCCUUGUCUCUGGAGUUAGCAAAUGGUGUGUGCCCCAUGUUGUCUUUGCCAUGCCCAGGCCCUGACAAAGCAGAUCAACCCUCUCAGUUUUGCGAACGAGACAUUUUAGGUAUGGGAGAUGUCUGUAAUCAAAGUGAGCUGAGUUUGGCAGACUGCAGCUUACCCUGUGAGCUGUCAACCCCAGGGGACGUGAAUCCACCAGAGCUCAUUGAGCCAGCAGGCAGAGAUAUUAAACACACCGUGGAGACACUUGGUGCUGAAGCCAGUUGUAACCCUGGCUCAUGCCCGCUCAAGACAUCAGGGGCAGAAGAUUGCGGCACGCUGUUAGAACAGAGUGAGGUUCGUCUUGAACAAGGAAUGGCAGGUGAUCUCUCAGACCCGACGCUGACUGCUCUAAGCCACGAGGAGGGAUUUGGGAAGAGGAGCCGCGUGGAGAGGGAGGUGGCUGAACAUCUGGCAAAGGGGUUUUGGCCUGACCUCUGCCCGUCUCAGGCUCCACCGCUCCCGCUCGAUCAAGUGGACCAAAACAAUCUGGCAAAAGCAUCGGACUUUCACUGGCUUAAGCAGCUGGACCUGAGCUCCAGUGCAGGAGACUGUCCCUUCCUCAGGGACUUUGGGACAGGCGAUGACCCCGCCACCCACGCUGACAGCUUGUCUCAGGCAGAGAAGAGUCCCUACAUGUCCUCCUCGCUCAACUCUGGGGAUGAGUCAGACCUGGACACAGAUGGGGAUACUGAGGCCAACAACAAAAGAGCAGCAGAGAUUCAGCUCCCCUUCCCGGUGGAGCAGAUCUCAGCGCUGACCCGCAGUGCAUUCCAGCAGCUUCUGAGACACCAUAAUCUGACUCAAGAUCAGCUGGAUUUCGUCCACGAUGUUCGCCGGCGAAGUAAAAACCGCGUUGCCGCACAGCGCUGCCGAAAACGGAAGCUAGACAGCAUACACCAGCUAGAAUGUGAAAUAAAGAAAUUAAAAAGUGAGAAAGAGCGACUGCUGCAGGAGCAGACGGAGCUGGAGCAAAACCUUGAAGAGAUGCAGCAGAGCCUGUGCGGGUUAUGUAAGAGUGUCAGCAUCGAGUCUGACUCCGAUCAGGACCACUUGCAGCUUCUUGCCAAGCUCUCCUCUCCAGACUUUCCCAUCUCUUCCCCCAGCAUUGUGGGAAAAAACGAGCAGUCACAGAUCACCAUUGAAAUGGUAAGUUGUUCUUCAGAGUGUGACCAAAGCGGGCCACCUGCAGACUCAGUUCAAGUCGCUGGACCACAGGCCAGCGCAGAGGAUGCAGGCUGCCCUGUUAAUGCGUCUUUGCUCAACGCCUGUCUGGACAUGAACAACACUUUAUAAUUGGACUUCCGUUAUCAUUUCAAAUUAUGCAGAAGUGCGGGGCCGAGCGCGGCCCUCGACUGUAUACUGUAAUCCUCUUUUGGGAUAGACGUGCUGUCCUGCGUGUUUCACCGAAUAAUUUUCUGCCUGAUAUCUUAAAUUGACGCAGAAAAUGUUGAUCAUUUCCUUAGCUGUAUUUCUACUCUGUACAUCACUGUAGUAAGAAACAGAAUCUGGUAUAAAUCAUUUUGACGGUGCAGGCAAUUUUCAGGUAAAUCCCCAAAGGUCCCAUUUGUACAUUAGGAAAAUGUUUCUUAAAGUUUGUUUUUUCUCAGGGAUGCUCAUAACCUGACUGUGGUUUGAAAUCUCGCCGCACACCCUCGCUACUCACCUCCUCACACCCAUACAUGCACACAGGUAUGAAUAGGAGACUUUCAUUUUAGGCUAUUUAUGUGUACUGUACGUUUUCAUCACUAUGCUGUUUGUUUGAUUAAAUAUGCACAGCACUAACAGAGGUUGUAACAGUAGAUGGAACGUGUUACUGGCCAAGCUAACCCUUCUGAACAGCAUUAAUUGCUAAUCUGUAGUUUAAAAAAAUAACUGCUACCUUUCUGUUUUGAGGAAUUGUUCUAGUGAAAAUGUUACAGGACGACAUAGAAGUUUUUGUUCUUUGAUGCAAAAUGUGCCUUAUGCAAUUGUAUAGUGUAAAUUCAGAAAGAAAAAAAAGGCAAUCUUUAUAUGCCCUCGUUCCAAGGACUGUUGCACAUUAACCCAGAGCUAAUACUGAUGGCAUACAUUUAGGUCUGUCUGCAUGUUGAGUAUUUUUUAUUAAAAGCUUUCAUGGAUUACAGAUUUAAAUAAACAACAUUUUGUUACC
Molecule: messenger RNA, 2861 nt
Organism: Stegastes partitus (bicolor damselfish)
Lineage: Eukaryota; Metazoa; Chordata; Actinopteri; Pomacentridae
Product: transcription regulator protein BACH1
Exons: 5
Coding region: 26-2005 (659 amino acids)
Biological process (GO): regulation of transcription by RNA polymerase II
Molecular function (GO): protein binding; RNA polymerase II cis-regulatory region sequence-specific DNA binding; DNA-binding transcription factor activity, RNA polymerase II-specific
Source: RefSeq, a predicted model, not a curated record